Rhineura floridana is the source of this 4318-nucleotide messenger RNA. It is a transcript of the gene ACTN1, whose product is annotated as actinin alpha 1. The transcript has 22 exons. Gene Ontology annotation, cellular component: Z disc; cortical actin cytoskeleton; plasma membrane. Gene Ontology annotation, biological process: actin cytoskeleton organization; muscle cell development. The coding region runs from base 166 to 2910 and encodes 914 amino acids. The record is from RefSeq and is a predicted model, not a curated record. Gene Ontology annotation, molecular function: actin filament binding; calcium ion binding. Lineage: Eukaryota; Metazoa; Chordata; Lepidosauria; Squamata; Rhineuridae.
AUUAGGUUGCGAUCUGGCAGAGGGAGCUCCCUUCUCUGCGCGAGAUCUCCCGCGCCUCUUUGCUGUACUGUACCUGCGCCUUCGGCAGGGCGCUUCCAAGAGCAGCAGCGCUGAAGAGGCGGAGAAGCAUCCAAAAGCAUAACCAAAGGACCGCACCUCGCAGGGAUGGAUCAUUAUGACUCUCAGCAAACCAACGACUAUAUGCAGCCAGAGGAAGACUGGGACAGGGAUCUGCUUUUGGAUCCAGCUUGGGAAAAGCAGCAGAGAAAGACAUUUACAGCCUGGUGUAACUCUCACCUCCGCAAGGCUGGCACACAGAUUGAGAACAUAGAAGAAGAUUUCAGGGAUGGCCUUAAACUUAUGUUAUUGCUGGAAGUUAUAUCAGGUGAACGUUUGGCUAAACCAGAAAGAGGCAAAAUGCGAGUGCACAAAAUCUCAAAUGUGAACAAAGCCCUGGAUUUCAUUGCUAGCAAAGGAGUCAAGCUGGUAUCCAUUGGAGCAGAAGAAAUUGUUGAUGGGAAUGCAAAAAUGACCCUUGGAAUGAUCUGGACUAUCAUUCUCCGUUUUGCCAUUCAGGAUAUCUCAGUGGAAGAGACAUCUGCUAAAGAAGGGCUUUUGUUAUGGUGUCAGAGGAAGACAGCCCCAUACAAAAAUGUGAACAUCCAAAAUUUCCAUAUUAGCUGGAAGGACGGCCUUGGUUUCUGUGCCUUGAUUCACAGACAUCGCCCAGAACUCAUUGACUAUGGAAAGCUAAGAAAGGAUGAUCCUCUCACUAACCUGAAUACAGCUUUUGAUGUGGCUGAAAGGUACCUAGAUAUCCCCAAGAUGUUAGAUGCAGAAGACAUUGUUGGAACAGCCCGCCCUGACGAGAAGGCCAUCAUGACCUAUGUUUCUAGCUUCUACCACGCCUUCUCAGGAGCACAGAAGGCCGAAACGGCAGCCAAUCGUAUCUGCAAGGUGCUGGCGGUUAAUCAAGAGAAUGAACAAUUAAUGGAAGACUACGAGAAGUUGGCCAGUGAUUUACUGGAGUGGAUCCGCCGCACCAUACCCUGGCUGGAGAAUCGGGCACCAGAGAACACCAUGCAAGCCAUGCAGCAGAAACUGGAGGAUUUCCGAGAUUAUCGUCGCCUUCACAAGCCUCCCAAAGUCCAAGAGAAGUGCCAAUUGGAAAUCAACUUCAAUACAUUGCAGACUAAGCUGCGACUUAGCAACAGGCCAGCCUUCAUGCCUUCGGAAGGGAAAAUGGUCUCGGAUAUAAAUAAUGCAUGGGGAGGCCUAGAACAGGCUGAGAAGGGCUAUGAGGAGUGGCUUUUGAAUGAAAUUCGAAGAUUAGAGCGGUUGGAUCACCUGGCUGAGAAGUUUCGGCAAAAAGCUUCCAUCCAUGAAUCCUGGACAGAUGGUAAAGAAGCAAUGUUGCAGCAGCAGGAUUAUGAAACUGCCACACUCUCAGAGAUCAAGGCCCUGUUAAAGAAGCACGAGGCAUUUGAAAGUGAUCUUGCUGCUCAUCAGGACCGAGUGGAACAGAUUGCUGCUAUUGCACAAGAACUCAAUGAGCUGGAUUAUUAUGAUUCGCCAAGUGUCAAUGCCAGGUGCCAGAAAAUUUGUGACCAGUGGGAUAAUCUUGGGGCUCUGACCCAGAAACGACGAGAAGCCCUGGAGAGAACAGAAAAACUGCUGGAGACAAUUGACCAGCUAUAUCUAGAAUAUGCCAAAAGAGCUGCCCCUUUCAAUAACUGGAUGGAGGGGGCCAUGGAGGAUCUUCAGGACACCUUCAUAGUCCAUACCAUUGAGGAGAUCCAGGGAUUGACCACAGCCCAUGAACAGUUCAAAGCUACCUUGCCAGAUGCUGACAAGGAGCGACAGGCCAUCCUAGGAAUCCACAAUGAAGUGUCAAAAAUUGUUCAGACCUAUCACGUCAACAUGGCAGGAACCAAUCCCUACACCACCAUCACCCCACAAGAAAUAAAUGGCAAAUGGGACCAUGUGAGACAACUAGUUCCCAGGCGGGAUCAAGCUUUGAUGGAAGAACAUGCACGCCAGCAGCAUAAUGAGAGACUCCGCAAGCAGUUUGGGGCUCAGGCCAAUGUAAUUGGGCCCUGGAUCCAAACGAAGAUGGAGGAGAUUGGCCGCAUCUCCAUAGAGAUGCACGGGACUCUGGAGGACCAGCUCAAUCACCUGCGGCAGUAUGAGAAGAGCAUUGUGAAUUACAAACCAAAGAUUGAUCAGCUGGAGGGAGAUCACCAACAGAUUCAAGAGGCAUUAAUCUUUGACAAUAAGCACACCAACUACACUAUGGAGCACAUCAGAGUGGGCUGGGAGCAGCUCCUCACAACAAUCGCUAGGACUAUCAAUGAAGUAGAAAACCAGAUUCUGACCCGGGAUGCCAAAGGAAUCAGCCAGGAACAGAUGAAUGAAUUCCGUGCCUCCUUCAACCACUUUGACAGGGACCACUCCGGCACACUUGGCCCCGAGGAGUUCAAAGCCUGCCUCAUCAGCUUGGGUUACGAUAUUGGAAACGAUGCGCAGAAGAAGACAGGGAUGAUGGAUUGCGAAGAUUUCCGCACCUGCCUUAUCUCCAUUGGUUACAAUAUGGGUGAUGCAGAGUUUGCUCGAAUUAUGAACAUUGUGGAUCCCAAUCGGAUUGGAGUAGUGACGUUCCAAGCCUUCAUUGAUUUCAUGUCCCGGGAAACAGCAGAUACUGAUACAGCUGACCAAGUUAUGGCCUCUUUCAAGAUCCUGGCUGGAGAUAAAAAUUAUAUCACUGUGGAUGAAUUGCGACGGGAACUGCCUCCUGAUCAAGCUGAAUAUUGCAUUGCUAGAAUGGCACCUUAUACUGGGCUGGAUUCUGUACCUGGUGCCCUGGACUACAUGUCUUUCUCUACAGCUCUCUAUGGCGAAAGUGACCUUUAACUGUUACCUAUCUAUCCAGCACACAUCCUUAUCCUCUCCUAUCCAGGCGCACUUUUCUUUCUGUUUGCAAAGCAGGCUCUGCUCUGCCUUUUCUCCCCCUCUCUGCUUCCACUUCAAAUAACAGGUCGGGGGUGGGGGGAGGGAGACAGAGGGGAGGAUGUUGAAAUGAAACAGUUUAUCAUGCCCCUGAAAAAUGAUGGUUUACAAAAUUGUUUUCUGGGGGGAAAAGUUACAUUUAAGCAAACAUAUUUUAUUAUAGAAAAAAGUAUUUUUCUCCAAGAUUGAAGCAUAAAUAGAAAAUGUUAAAAGUAUUACACAAGAUGUAUAAGGAGUGGUUUUUUUCUUCUUGCUGUUCAGACAUAGGAAAUGGAGUUCAGUGUUGCAUUCCAUCCAUAUAUAUAUACCCACAAACCCAGCUCCACUUGUUUCCCAUCUGUCUGUCUUUCCUUAUCACAUUGAUUUUCAGAGACAGAGGCACACAAGUGCAUGUGUUGCUGGUUCACUCGUUUCAUGAAAAUAUUUUACAAUAAAACUUUUUGAAAUUGCUGUGUUUUUUAGGGAAAAAUAAUGUACACAGCUCAUUUUCAUAUUUAAUUAAAAUUACAAUAUGCCUACUAUGUGUUGUUGCUGAAAGUUGUCUGGUUUCCAAAUAUGGCGCUUGAGAGUUGGCAUCUUUGAUAUUGCUUGUCACAGACAAAAUUAAAAAGAAAACUUCUUGUGAUACCAAAUCUAGACUUCAUUCCUUUGUCUAGUUAAAUUGUUUAGCGAUAACCAGAAAGACUUUCUGAAACUUCAAAAUACAUUUGGUAGCUUGGGGUUUUGUGUAUAUUAUUCUGAUGUUAAUGUUUUUAUCUGUUUUCUUACAUGCAAGACACCAAAGUGCUUUCCCCCGCUUCUCCCUUGCUUUGAAUUGUAUUGAUGCUUACGUGACUGGUGUUACCGCUUCAAAGGAAGAUAAUCUCAUCAUAACAAAAUUUAAAUUUGGAUCAAACAUGAUAUGUGCACAUCUGUGGAAACUGCAGCUUUUUCCAGCAAAGAAGUAAUGAAGACUUAAUUUUAAUAGUUAAAAGAAGGACUGAGAGCAUGGUCCUAUAUAUGUCUAUGCAGAAGUCAGUCCCACUGAAUUUAAUGGGGCUUACUCCCAGAUAAGUGGGUAUAAGAUUGCAGGCUUUCAGCAUGUUGGUAUGCAAGUUUACUCAAAAUUAAGCCAAUGUGGCUUACUCCUGGGUAAGUGUGCAUAGGACUGCAGCCUUAAUUUAAAAAUUCUUCUCAUUAUAUUUGAUGAACCAUUCCAUUAUUUCCAAUCCUAGGCAUUAGAAGAUACAAAAUCAACACCUCCUGUCCCAGUAUACAAUGUAAAAUUGGCUUUAAAACAUCUGUUUUCAAAACAAUAAAUUUUGUGUGUUUA